Molecule: messenger RNA, 1893 nt
Organism: Calypte anna (Anna's hummingbird)
Lineage: Eukaryota; Metazoa; Chordata; Aves; Apodiformes; Trochilidae
Gene: DAZAP2
Product: DAZ associated protein 2
Exons: 4
Coding region: 103-603 (166 amino acids)
Source: RefSeq, a predicted model, not a curated record
UCCCCGCCCCGCCCCCCCCAGCAGCUCCGCGGUGACACCGAGCAGGAAGUGCGCGGCGGGGGCAGAGCGGGGGCCGCUGCUGCCGGAGCCAGCGCCGCCGCCAUGAACAGCAAAGGACAGUUUCCUGCCCAGCCCUCCUACCCGCUCCAGUCUCCAGCCGGUGUCUACCCCCAGACGCUGCCGCUGCCGCAGCCGCCCCCCUACACCGAUGCCCCCCCGGCUUAUUCUGAGCUUUACCGUCCCAGCUUUGUGCCUCUGGGUGCUGCCACUGUGCCUACAAUGUCUGCAGCAUAUCCAGGAGCUUCUGUCUUCCUGCCCAUGGCCCAGUCUGUGGCUGUGGGGCCCAUCAGCUCCUCAGUCCCCAUGGCCUAUUACCCUGUGGGACCCGUGUAUCCCCCGGGCUCCACAGUCCUUGUGGAAGGGGGCUUUGAUGCUGGAGCAAGGUUUGGGGCUGGUGGGACAGCCAGCAUCCCUCCCCCCCCUCCUGGCUGUCCCCCCAAUGCUGCCCAGCUGGCUGUGAUGCAGGGAGCCAACGUCCUGGUGACACAGAGGAAGGGAAACUUCUUCCUGGGAGGUUCAGAAGGUGGCUACACCAUCUGGUGAAGAAGGAAGGGGAAAAGUGGGGGGGGUGGGGGGUUUCAUUUGUGUAAGGAAAGACAUCACUUACUGUCAGCACUUCUCACCAUGUAACUGCUUUCAUCCAUAUUAACCUGAAGCUGCAGGUGAGGCCCACAGGGGGGAGGUGUCUUCCUGUGCUCAGCCCUGCAAGCCUUUUCCAAGGGAAACAGGAAAACCCUUUGGAUGUCAGUGGUGCCUCUGGUCAAAAGGGGAGGGAGAGGUUUAAUUUGUGAAAUGAAUGUGAGCUCAGCAGCCCUGCCUCUUCCUUUCAUUUCACUGGAGUAAUCCCACAGUGCUGAGCUUUUACUAACACUGACCUGGGGAGGGAGUGGAUCUGGUGUCUCCUGCCUGCCCUGGCUGUGCUGGGCUGCUGGUCCCACAGCCACAAACUCCUCAGGUUUCCCCAGCAAAGGUGCUGGGUGGAAAAGCAAGGCAAAUUUUGCUUCCUCACAGCAGGGGAGGCAUCUUGGCCCUUCUUUCUUCCUGACCUUGCUCUAGAAGGGAUCUCUGGAAGCUCGCUGUGCUCACAUUUGUCCCUUGUUUUCCUCCAGGAAGGUGUGCAGCUGGCAUGGAUCAUGGGCUUUUUUUUAUACACUCCAAGUAAUCUUGGAUUUCUUUGCACAUUAGAUCUGAUCAAAGCCAUGCUUUGGUGCCAGAAACACAAUGCAACUCAUGUUGGAACAUUUCAUUUGAUGCUAAUGAGGCUUUUAGAGCGAUGCUUAAUAAAGAAACUUUUUUUUUUCUUUUUCUUUUUUUUUUUUUUUAAAUUCAACCUGGUGUCCUGACACCAAAUCUCCUUAUGGCUGUUGUUCAAAGACUGUCUGGUUCCCAUCUGUCCCAGAGUGUGUAGCAACCCUCAGUCAAAACACAAAUUAACUUGGUUAAUAGGUUGUUUCAUGAAUGCAUACUUUCAAAAUUACUUGGGUAUAGUGGAGUCUUAUUAGGGUUAGGAAGAAUAUUUCAGGGUUCCUCAAUGUUUGGGGUUUUUUUUUGCUUUGUUUUAUGAAGAAAAAGAUCAGAUUCAAAUAUAUUUUAUCUGGAGGUUUCUGUUUAAUCUAAAUCUGUCUUGUAUAUGUUGUGUUUAACCAUACAACUGACUGUUAAAAGUCCAGCAUUAUGUCUCUUUCUGUAUACACUGUGGUGCACUUAACUUGUGGAUUUUUUUAUACUAAAAAGAAAAAAAAAGAGUAGAAUAAAGACUAUUUUGAACAUUUGAAUAAAGUAGCAAAUUUGCACUAGACCUCAAAUAAAACCCCAGGCUCCUGCCCACCGCAA